This is a messenger RNA of Clarias gariepinus (North African catfish), 3963 nucleotides long. RefSeq names its product scavenger receptor class B, member 2c (gene scarb2c). The transcript has 12 exons. Gene Ontology annotation, cellular component: cytoplasm; lysosome; membrane. Gene Ontology annotation, molecular function: scavenger receptor activity. The coding region runs from base 89 to 1519 and encodes 476 amino acids. Gene Ontology annotation, biological process: protein targeting to lysosome; receptor-mediated endocytosis. NCBI's taxonomy places the organism in Eukaryota, Metazoa, Chordata, Actinopteri, Siluriformes, Clariidae. The record is from RefSeq and is a predicted model, not a curated record.
CGCUUGCCGAACCCAAACAAUAACAACGGAGAGUGAGACAGAGAGAGAGGUGUCGGCCUAAGAUACCUUAUUAAAACAAUUUACAAUAAUGAUGAAGUCUUUUUGUGCGUACAGCCUCGCUGUUCUUUGUAUUCUUUUAUUAAUAACGGGAAUUGCAAUGGUUGUGGCUCAUGUUUUCCAAAACCUCUUGUACAACAAGAUAAAGCGGGAAGUGGUGCUGGAAAAUGGUACAGAGGCGUUUAUGGUGUGGCAAAAUCCACCUCCUCCUGUCUACAUGCAGUUUUACUUCUUUAAUCUGACAAAUCCCAAGGAAGUGCUGUCAGGAGACAGACCUGUAGUAAUUGAGAUUGGCCCAUACACGUACAGAGAGUAUCGACCUAUGGAAGGAGUGAACUUCAUGGACAAUGGCACCAAAGUAGCUGCGGUUAACCCUAAGACAUAUAUUUUUGAGCCCAACAUGUCACGAGGAUCUGAAGAUGACAUAAUCAGAACUGUCAACAUCCCAGCAAUGACAGUGAUGGGGAGGUUCCAACAAUCCACAUUUAGUCGCAUAAUCUCUGAUAUUAUGAAAAGUAAGGGUGAGGGGCUUUUUGGGACUUGGAAAGUGAAAGAGCUGCUUUGGGGCUAUGAGGACCCGUUACUGAAAGAUCUUCACUCAAUCAUCCAUUCUGUGGACCCCAACUUCGGCCUGUUUUACCAGAUGAAUGGCACAGAUGAUGGCGAGUAUGUGUUUUACACCGGCAAGCAGGACUAUCAGGACUUUGCUCGAAUAGAUCUGUGGAGAGGCCAGAGUUCACUUGAUUGGUGGACAACCAAUCAGUGUAACAUGAUCAAUGGAACCAAUGGGGGAACAUUUCAUCCGAUCAUCAGCAAGACAGAGAAGCUCUACAUGUUUUCGUCAGAUCUCUGCAGGUCAAUUUAUGCCACAUUUGAGUCAGAGCUGAGCAUCAGGGGAAUUCCUGCUUAUCGUUUCGUCCCUCCCAGUGCAGUUUUCGCAAAUUCAACCAUCAAUCCAGAUAACACCGGAUUCUGUGUGGGAGGGAACUGUCUCAGUUCGGGUCUGCUAAACGUCAGUGUCUGCAAAGAAGGUGCUCCAAUCAUCAUGUCUUCCCCUCAUUUCUAUCAGGCUGAUCAGAAGUUUGUCGAUGAUAUAUUUGGGAUGCGCCCCAGGAAGGAGGAGCACGAAACGGCCAUCGACAUCCACCCACUCACUGGACUUGUUGUGCAAGCAGCAAAACGUCUUCAGGUGAACGUCUUCAUCGAGAAGAUUUCAGCCUUCAGCCAAACUGGUGAUGUAAAAACAUUGGUCUAUCCAGUGAUGUACAUAAAUGAGAGUGUCCUAAUAGAUGAGGAUUCAGCCAAAAAGCUCAGAGCCGUGGAUACCCAAGCUGACGUCGUGAUUAAUGUGCCCUUCUUCAUUAUUGGUAUCGGCAUCAUAUUAGGUGUGGUCUUCAUCGUGCUCAUAUGUUACAAAGAGCGGAGCACUCCUGAUGAACGCCAGCCUUUGCUGAGCUCCUAAUACAGCAGGAAGGUGAUGUUUUUCCUGAUGUCAAUGCGGCAUCUGCAGCUGUGAACUGAAAGUAGCUUUGCACUGAUCCAAUCCUGAAAAUCUACAGUAACGCAAGAAACUGCAGUAUUUUUCACACCUGACAUUUAAUAUUACAUUUAGUACUAAAUAACAACUAACUAAGAUAAGCAGAAAUGUGUUGUGUGAUAUAGCUCAUAAAUAUUUGCAUGCAGUGCUAUAACGUAUUUGUCGCUUCAGGUCACAUACAUUUUCUAUGAAAACAGUAUUCAUAAUGUCUUUAAACUGUAACAUUUUAACACGUUUCCAGUAUAUUGCUAGCAUUAAUUUUUUGAUUACUCAUAGUAAUGUUAAUGAUUGUGUUUAUAAAUACAAGGGAAUUUAUGAGUAUUCAAGGAAUUAUUGAUAGCAAAUUGUUUGCUCCACAUUCUCUCGAAUUGUACAUAAGCUUAAACAGCACACUGACAGUGGCAUCCUGUGUCAUCAUUUCAUCAGUUGUAGGUAAAAAUUGGUUGUUUUUGGUAUGGUUUUAAUCUAAUAGUGUACUUGAACAAAUGCUGUUGAUUUACUUAGUGGUGAACAUUAUACUACUUCAGUCAUUUAUAUAAGGAAAACAUGAAAUAUUACUGUUUUCUAAGGAAAAAACAUCCAGUGGUCAUUGUUCUAUAACUAGGUGUUCAUUCCUGUUCAUAAUUGUUGCUAAACUCGGUGCUGAUGUCAGUGUUAUUUUUGGAAAGUAUUCAUUUUUGUUUAUGUUCAUAAAAAAACUGAAUAUUAGUAAAAUACUAUCAUCAUUUCUGCUAAAAUCUUAGAUACAUUCUGGCCUAAAAAACAACUACUGUAGGCCAUACAAAUGAGCAAAUCUGACUAGUUUCUGACGUUUUCAAAAAAACAACCCUUAUUUAUUAGUGUUUUAAUAAUAAAAAUUGAGUGUAAAUGGUUAUGUAAAGCGAACAGAGCUAAAUAGUACUACUGGAUUUACCAAAAUUCUAAAUAUUUGUAUACUUGCAUGUGUUUUGAUGCACUACUCAAUCAGAAAAAAGUUACUUAUAUUAUAAAUAAAUGUUCCUUCAGCUAAGGCAUUUGUUUACGUCUUAUGGCUCUGCACAUUAUCCCAUUUACAGUGCAUUAAAAAAAAAGUUUAAUAUUGUGGAAAGAGUAUUUUUUGUAAUUGAAUUUAAAAAGUGAUAUUCUCAUAUAUUCAUUGUUUAUAAAGUGAAAUAUUUUAAGCCGUUUUUACUUUCAAUGGCUACAGCUUUUCCUGUAAAACUUAAAUAUCCAGUAUCUCAAAACAUGAUAAUAGUUCAUAAGAGGGUAAGCCACAGAAGGUUAUAGUGUAGAAGCUGGGGUCAGUGCGUCAAGAGCCCACAUGCAUUCUUAGCAUCAAUCCACUUCUAAACAGUGGACAGUUAAAAGCUUGUUCUAGAAGCUUGUGGAGAGACAGUUAGAAGCUUGUUACAGUACAUGGGCUAAGGAGAAAAAGAACUGGACCACUGUUCGGUGGUCCAAAGUCCCCUUUCAGAUGAAAGUAAAUGGCAAACAGUGCCAAAACUACCACUAACUGGUUUGCUGACCAGGAUAUUACUGUGCUUGAGUGACCAGCCAACUUGCCUGACCUGAACCACAUAAAGUAGGAAGAUGAGAAACACAAUAUUUUAAUUAUCAAAAGUAAAACAAUAAGGCUUUAAAUGUUUCGCUUGUAAUGAAUAGAUUAUAUAUGUAAAACUUUCCCAUGUUAUUCAAAUUUUUUGAGACCCACUGUACAGUAGAUGUUGCCAUUUUUUCCAUGAUACGUUUUAUUUCUGUCUUGUGGCUUGGACUAUUUAUCAUUUAUAUUUCUUCAUUAAUGCCAAGAAUAUAAAAUGACUGUUUUUUGCUUAAUGUGAUUGAUGAUGGUCUUAGUUCGUGAUCAACUGGCCUAGCACAAGAAUGUGUUUUUGAUAAAAACUCAAAGCACUUCUGUUCUGUAAAUGGCUGUGGAUAAUGCCACCUGCUUAAUGUCAUAAAAAAUAUUCUUAAAAAUAAUAAUUCCUACAUUUAAAAUUAAAAGUUUAUUCUAGAUAUAAAUCUAUAUUAAUACAUGCAAAUUAUUGAUUUGAAGUUAAUUAAACUAAGAUUUGCAUUAAUUCAUCUUGUGCAUAAAUUUAGGUAAACUCGGCUAAUUUUUUUUCAAAAACAAUUUUCUUAAAAGCAAAACUGAUUGUUACAACACUUAUGCUAACAGUUUGGACAAAAAAAAAACAAUGUGUAACUUUGUCCUCUGUCUGCUACUUUUUUUUUUUACAUUUAUAGUUUUUGACCACUGUGUCCCAAACCCAUUGUGUAUAAAUCUGUUUUUCACCAACACUAAAUGUACAAAUUUGCUAAUCUGUUUCUUGCAAUUACAAAUUGUUAAAAAAAUGGUUAAAAAAAUAAAUAAAACUGUUCUAUUAUCCGUU